Dryobates pubescens (Downy woodpecker) is the source of this 1368-nucleotide messenger RNA. It is a transcript of the gene FOXA2, whose product is annotated as forkhead box A2. The record is from RefSeq and is a predicted model, not a curated record. The coding region runs from base 19 to 1368 and encodes 449 amino acids. Gene Ontology annotation, molecular function: RNA polymerase II cis-regulatory region sequence-specific DNA binding; DNA-binding transcription factor activity, RNA polymerase II-specific; protein domain specific binding. Gene Ontology annotation, biological process: anatomical structure morphogenesis; cell differentiation; regulation of transcription by RNA polymerase II. The transcript has 2 exons. Lineage: Eukaryota; Metazoa; Chordata; Aves; Piciformes; Picidae.
GUUAAAUUUUAAACUGCCAUGCACUCCACUUCCAGUAUGCUGGGAGCGGUGAAAAUGGAAGGCCAUGAGCACACGGACUGGAGCAACUACUACGGGGAACCCGAGAGCUACUCCUCGGUGAGCAACAUGAACGCAGGGCUGGGCAUGAACAGCAUGAACACAUACAUGACUAUGUCGGCCAUGAGCACCACAGCCAACAUGACAGCUGCCACCUCCAUGAACAUGUCCUAUGCCAACACAGGCAUGAGCCCUUCUCUCACUGGCAUGUCUCCGGGCGCAGGGGCCAUGCCCGGCAUGGGCUCGGCCGGUGUGGCAGGGAUGGGCGCCCACCUGAGCCCCAGCAUGAGCCCCAUGGGGGGCCAAGCGGGCUCGAUGAACGCCCUCGCCCCCUACACCAACAUGAACUCCAUGAGCCCCAUCUAUGGGCAAUCCAACCUCAACCGCUCACGGGACCCCAAGACCUACCGGCGGAGCUACACCCACGCCAAGCCACCCUACUCCUACAUCUCCCUCAUCACCAUGGCCAUCCAGCAGUCGCCCAACAAGAUGCUGACCCUGAGCGAGAUCUACCAGUGGAUCAUGGACCUCUUCCCCUUCUACCGCCAGAACCAGCAGCGCUGGCAGAACAGCAUCCGCCACUCGCUCUCCUUCAACGAUUGCUUCCUCAAGGUGCCCCGCUCCCCGGACAAGCCAGGCAAAGGCUCCUUCUGGACUCUGCACCCCGACUCGGGCAACAUGUUCGAGAACGGCUGCUACCUGCGCCGCCAGAAGCGCUUCAAGUGCGAGAAGCAGCUGGCCGCCAAGGAGGGCAGCGGGGCGGGAGGUGGGGCGGGUGGCGGGGGCAAGAAGGGGCCUGGGCAGCCCCCCAGCCAACCCUUGGGAGAAGGCAGCUCCUCGGGGGGUUCCGAGGGCUCGGCCGGCGCCGAGUCCCCGGCCAGCUCCUCGCCGUGCCAGGACCACAAGCGUGCCCUGGCUGACUUGAAGGGCACACCGGGGCUGAGCCCAGGGGAACCCUCAGCCUCACCGGCCCAGCACCUCCUGGCCCCUCCACACGCUGGCUUGCCCCACGACGCCCACCUUAAGCCUGAGCACCACUACGCUUUCAACCACCCUUUCUCCAUCAACAACCUGAUGUCCUCUUCUGAGCAGCAGCACCACCACCCUCACCACCACCACCACCACCACCACAAAAUGGACCUGAAGGCCUACGAGCAGGUGAUGCACUACUCAGGCUACGCCUCGCCCAUGCCCGGUAGCCUGGCCAUGGGGCCCGUAACGAACAAAAACGGCUUAGAGUCCUCCCCUUUAGCCGGAGAGACUUCUUACUACCAAGGUGUGUAUUCCCGGCCCAUCAUGAACUCCUCCUAA